This is a messenger RNA of Lactuca saligna, 750 nucleotides long. The record is from the annotation of a GenBank genome assembly. Lineage: Eukaryota; Viridiplantae; Streptophyta; Magnoliopsida; Asterales; Asteraceae.
AUGGCAGACUAUCACUUUGUCUACAAAGAUGUUGAAGGAGCAUCAACUCAAUGGGAUGAUAUUCAAAGAAAACUCGGGAACUUACCUCCCAAACCCCCUGCCUUCAAACCUGAUCCUUUCACUCCUGCAGAAGAUGAAGAUUCCAAACCUAAAACCAAAUCUUGGAUCGAUAACAAGACAGAAGAAGAACUUGAAGAUUUAGAAGAUGAUCUUGAUGACAAUCGUUUCCUCGAAGAAUACAGGAGAAAGAGGUUAGCAGAGAUGAAGCAAACAGUGAAAGUUGCAAAGUUUGGGUCAGUCAUUCCCAUUUCAGGAUCCGAUUUUGUGCGUGAGGUAUCACAAGCUCCAUCUGAUGUGUGGGUGGUUGUUAUUCUCUACAAAGAUGGGUACCCAGAGUGUGGAGUUCUAAUGCAGUGUGUGGAAGAACUGGCAACAAUGUAUUCAGCUACCAAAUUUGUCAAGAUUAUAUCAACUGAUUGCAUUCCUAAUUAUCCGGAUUGUAAUCUUCCCACUGUGCUGGUGUACAAUAAUGGUGCAGUGAAGGCAAAUUAUGUUGGGUUGCAUACUUUUGGUAGGAGAUGCACUCCAGAAGGUGUUGCUAUGAUUUUGUGCCAAUCAGAUCCUGUUCUUAAUGAUGGGCUCAAUGGUGAAGCUUCUAGAGAAGCUGUUCUUGAAGGAGUGAGGAAAAGGUUUAUAGAGAAAGUGGUUACACUCCAUGAAAAUGAUGAUGAUGGGUCUUCAAGUGAUUAA